AUGGAGGAUGAUCCUGGGUGGCUACUUCAUAAAGGAGUUAUCUGUAUAGUGGACAAGGUGGUUGAAAGUUCUAAGUUUGCGAUAGGGGUGAAGCCGAAGAAGAUGGUGUGCAUGGCCGCUGGUAUGGAGAAUGGAAAGCAUGAGGUCCGGGUACAGGUUGUUACUGGGAAGUUUGUCCUUGGGGAGGCUGUUUCUACCAUGGAGCAUACUCAGGCGAUGCACGCUACGUUAAAAGUUUUCAUGGAGAUAGACUUUGCCUCCUACCCUCACUUGGGUGAGCUGAACAUGACAUGCCUUCACCAGUUGUGUGAUAACUCUGACGUUGAGGAUAGUCAAGUCGAAGGUGGCUCUUCUAAUGUUGGUGCUUCCCCUACACGGAUGAUCAGUCCGUUUUUGUUCGCCGUUUGUACGAAAGUAGUUAUCGGGGGUUCGAUAGUUGAUGCCAUUCUACAUCUAGGUCUUGUACUAGCUAGUUGGGGUGUGAUUAUCCGGAAGGAGUUUGAUCACAUAGCCCUUUCUCCUGAUUCCUUCCAAGCUAGGACCAUUGGCUUGGGCCCUAGGGCUCUUAGGUCAUCGAGGUUCUCUGAUGUUUGUAUUUGCAUGAAUGGAUGCUUCUGGGACAAUCAUCCUUUGGAAUACGAUUUUCAGUCUCUCCCAUUCUCUGGUGUCGAUUGUUUGGUUCCUUCUCCAUCAUGGUGGGAGUUGCUUGAAACAGUGUUGGUAAAGGAUAUUGGUGCUGCUACCUCCUUCGACCAAGGCUCACCAGGUCUUCUGUUGUAUGACUGUGGAGGGGAUUAUGAUUGGAUAUGUUGGUCCUAG
Lactuca saligna is the source of this 819-nucleotide messenger RNA. NCBI's taxonomy places the organism in Eukaryota, Viridiplantae, Streptophyta, Magnoliopsida, Asterales, Asteraceae. The record is from the annotation of a GenBank genome assembly.